This is a messenger RNA of Spinacia oleracea (spinach), 747 nucleotides long. RefSeq lists its product as uncharacterized. The record is from RefSeq and is a predicted model, not a curated record. NCBI's taxonomy places the organism in Eukaryota, Viridiplantae, Streptophyta, Magnoliopsida, Caryophyllales, Amaranthaceae. The coding region runs from base 1 to 747 and encodes 248 amino acids. The transcript has 2 exons.
AUGCCCAUGUAUGACGGAACGACCGAUCCAAGGGAGCACAUCUUGACCUACAAGCAACGAAUGAUGACAAUCCUAGUUCCCAAACAUAUGAGGGAAGCUAGCCUUUGCAAAGGGUUCGGUUCGACGUUGAUUGGACCCGCCUUGAAGUGGUUAACCAGCCUGCCAAACGGAUGCAUCACCUCUUUCGCUCAUCUCGACAACAUGUUUAAUCAGCAGUUCGCUAGCAGCAGAUGCUUGGAAAAGCAGACGAGCGACCUGUACCGUGUGGUCCAACGCCCUGACGAACCUCUGAAGGAUUACAUAGCUCUGUUCAUCAGGGAGAAGGUAACUGUACCUGAGUGUGACGUCCCGACAGCAAUCGAAGCGUUCAGACAAGGAUUGUACGGCGAAACCGAUCUUUGGAGGGAUCUGAUCAAAUACCCCUACAAGACGUUUGAGGACGCUCAAGCCAAAGCAAUGGCCCAAGUCAGGUUGGAAGAAACUCUCUAUUCCAGGAAAGGAGCUAAUUACUACACCAAGACGGAAAGGCGAUUGCCCUACCCCAAGAGAAACAAUGAUCGCCCUGCCCCUUAUUCCCGACCUCAACACGUAGCAAUGAUGGGGAAAGCGGUGCAGUGGCCACCGAAGUCCAAUAAACCCGAAUCAAAGAAGGACCCCUCAAAAUGGUGUGAUUUCCAUGCCGACAUCGGUCAUACCACCAACCACUGCGUUGCAUUAAGGAGAGAAGUAGCCUACCUGUUGAUGUGA